AGUCUCGCAGUUCCCACAGUUCUUUUCUUGACGGCGCUCUUUUCCCAAACGACUAUCCUAUUGACCGUCAUGUCCGGUAUAAAUUUGCCAUCCUCUCUCACACUCCACGACAUUUCUGGCUACCGUGAUGAGAGCUUUCAUGCUGAGUCUCAUGACACUAUUGCGACGACCCUACCGGAAAACGUUGGAAGGAAAGACAAUGAGCCGGCACCACCGCCAGAUGGAGGCACUCAAGCGUGGCUUCAGGUACUCGGAUCCUGGAUGCUGUUCUUUAACACCUGGGGAAUUCUGAAUACAUUUGGGAUUUUCCAGACGUAUUAUGAAUCGGGCGCAUUAUUCCGAACAUCCUCGUCGAACAUUUCCUGGAUUGGUUCUAUUCAAGCUCUCGCCUUGCUCGCAACCGGCGCUUUUGUAGGGCCCAUAUAUGACCGUGGUGGCUACCGAUGGCUCCUUAUCGUUGGAACUGUCGGUGUUGUACUUGGACAUAUGCUACUUUCUUUAGCCAAAACGUACUGGGAGGCGCUUCUAACACAAGGCUUGAUGGUUGGAAUUGGCGGUGGUUGUCUCUACGUCCCAGCUGUUGCUAUCAUGCCGACUUACUUUACGUCUAAACUUGGUCUAACCCUUGGCAUUGCGGCAUCUGGAAGCUCGACAGGCGGCAUCAUAUACCCGAUCAUGUUCUACAAGUUGAUUGACCGUGUCGGGUUCGCAUGGACUGUCCGCAUAUUGAGCUUCACUGCGUUGAUUACGCUAAUCAUCCCGUUUUCUGUCAUGAGAAUGCGCGUUAAACCAGCCAAAGUGCGGUCUCUCAUUGACUGGACGGCUUUUCAAGAUGGACCUUAUAUGACGUUUGUGGUUGGGUGUCUAAUUGGCUACAUGAGUAGUUACAUUGCGUUCUUCUACACCUCGUUCUUUGGGCAAGCUUCCGGUAUCACAGACACGAGUUUGGCGUUCUAUCUUGUUCCUAUAUUGAAUGUUGGAUCCAUGUUUGGUCGAACUAUGCCCAAUUGGUUGUCCGACAAGAUUGGUCCUCUGAAUGUCAUCGCGCCGAGUGCUUUAGGUGUUGGCGUAAUAUUGUUUUGCAAUAUUGCUGUGAACGACGUUGUUGGCAUCGUAGUAACUACCUUGCUACUGGGCUUUUUUACUGGUGUCUUCGUCGCUCUCCCCCCAGCAAUUUAUGUCUCUCUUACCCAAGACAAGUCCAAGAUUGGUACACGCAUCGGCAUGGGGCUGGCAUUAGCCGGUCUAGGUGUACUCGCUGCUGGACCUGGCGGUGGUGCAAUCUUGGGCGGGACACGCGGGAGCGAGAAUUUCGAGGGUCUCUGGAUCUUCGGAGGCACGGCAGCCAUGAGCGCCGGCGCUAUUCUUAUUGGGCUUAGAAUCUGGAAGGGAGGGCUAAGCCUUGGAGCGAAGGUCUGA
Molecule: messenger RNA, 1419 nt
Organism: Periconia digitata
Lineage: Eukaryota; Fungi; Ascomycota; Dothideomycetes; Pleosporales; Periconiaceae
Source: the annotation of a GenBank genome assembly